CUUCGUGCGAUGAGGUUGUAUGUUGUGCGUAGUGCGCGCGUCAACGAUAUCGCGAAAUAAACAAAACUUUUUUUGUGUUUGUGAUGUGAAUUAGUGCAAAAUGACGAUAAUCUGUGCUACUUUCUAGUGUGAUAUAAACAUACUGCGUGUUUUUAUUUUGUGUUUACAAAGUUUUGUUGGUUUUACAUCAUCACUGGAUUUUCAAGUCACCGGCAUUUUAACUGUCCUUUCAAAGAGCCAAUCAGUACAAUGCGACCAACACUGCAACUGCUAAGCGUGUGCUUCUACGCCCUCCUCUCCAGUGGAACCUCCAGUGGCGACGACAGGCGGUGGCUGGUCUCCCUCAUCGACCUGGUGGAGUUCGACUAUCAGGACCAGUGCACGCAGCGGGCAACGGCAACAUGGGAAGAGCUGACGGGGAACAGCAAGGGAUUGUCUUUGAAGCUGGAGCGCGACAAAGCGUACGGGAUCUUCGCAAGGCAACAGAAGACUGAUGUAAAAACAGCAUUUACAGCACAUUCGUUAACAGCAGAUGAUGACAUACUGCGGAGACGAGUGAAGUUACUCCUGCAACCUGGAGAUUCUCUGCUUGAAACUGAACAGUGGAUAAGGCUGGUUACGUUUGCUGACAAGAGCUUGAAUCACCUUCGCUUCGCUGCCGACUAUGAUUGCGGAGCGAACGCGAAUUGCACGCUAAGAGAACUACAAAACAGCAUAGCAAGGGAACAAGAUGAAGAAAAAAUCAAACAGAUGAAAUCAUCAUGGGAGAAGAAACUACCAGAUAUUAACUAUUACUUCGAGAACGUUCUGCCGUUACUCAGAAAUGCUACUAAGGAAAAUCUAUACAACACGGUCGAAGAGUACUGGGACUCGCUCGUGGAAUACGAAGGGGCCAUGUUGAAAGCGCGCGAAAUUUGGGAUCACGUGAAGCCUUUAUACGUCAAGCUACAUAAGUACGUGGCCCUCAGGCUGAAGGGAGCGGACACGGUGGGAAAACCUCUGCCCGUGUAUGCUCUGAAAUCUCUAACGGGGGACGAUUGGUCCAAUUUAAUUGAGAGUCUUUUGCCCAAACACUCGGAUAUAUAUCAAAAAGUUUAUGCAAAUUUACAUUUAAUGGAUAUGGGUGGACUGAACGCUUUUAAAGAAGCCGAGAAGUUAAUAAAACAUCUGAACUUUGGUGAGAUUCCAUCAGAGAUUCUAACAGAAUCAGAUUAUAAUGGCUCCUGUCCAACAUCGAUAGUAGACUGGUGUCAGCCGAACAAAAUGAAAUACGUCACUUGCAAAGAUGUCAGCAUACCCAAUUAUAUGGAAGCCCACGAAGUUGCCAUGAAGAUUAAAUACAAGCUAAUUGCGGCUACACACAGCAAUAAUACAUAUAUAUUAAGAGAGGCUCCAAGAUAUUCAGCUAUAUACGAGGCUAUACCUGGAUUCGUGUCAUUAUUGUCAAUGAAUCCACACACUCUGGAUCGAGCAGGAUUAUACUCCUUGGAUCGUUUUAAUUACAAUCCAAAUUAUCAUCGAUUAGUUCUACAGCUUAUUAUAGCCCUACGUGAUCUGCCUAAAUUAAAUUUCUAUAUUGCUGCGGAUGAAUGGCGCUUACAAUUACUUAUGGGUAAAAUACCUUUCGCAAAAAUUGGCGACAGCUGGAGCGAAUUCCGCAAAAAUUUCUCUUUAAUUGAGUCAUCGAAUAUCGAUGUUCUUGGAGAUCCUUACGUAGUGUCUAAUAAACCUUAUAUUGGUAAAUUCAUGGGACUAAUAUUAAAAUAUCAAGUUUAUCAGUCUUUUGCUGAAGAACUAAUGUCAGAUGAUGGAGACUUAGUUACACAUGUGGCAGACAAUAAUCAACGUUUAAUAGAUGCAAUGAUGCAAGGCUAUGGCUUCACUUGGACUGAAAUGGUGAGCGACGUCUUAGCGAAACGGGAAAACGGAUUAGAAUACACAGGCCUCACUGAUUACUUCAGGCUCUUAGAUGAAUACCUGGAUAAUCAGUUAGAUCCUACUAGCGAAAAUACUUUCGAAGAUUACAUCGAUCCUCCGAGUGAAGAACCCGUAGAAAACGAAAUACCUGAAGAAAAAGAGUCCCCCGUAGAUUAUGAAGAUAAAUAUGACCAAGAAACUCCCAAAACGCACGAGGAUAUCAAUGAGAAUAUUAUUGAAACAGACGAAGAACCGCACGCAAAAUUCGGUCUUGAAACAUCAACUGUUGGUGUACUUGAGAUCAAAAAUCCCGUGGCAGCAUCGGACCAAAAUGAUAGUGAUAGUCCUAAAGAAGCGUCGUACAAUGUGUACUGGUGGAUAGGAAUCGCAGUAGCGAUACUUGUGGUAGUGGUUCUAGUGGCGAUAAUAGCGAGAAAACGCCACAACCACAGGAAACAAUUAGAAAGGCAAAGGAGACAGAACACGCGCGCCUGAUUUGAGGAAUAUCGGUUCUAGGAUCAGAGCCGAUACUCAAUGAACAAGACACUAGUGAAAUUGUGCCAAGUUGGUCACUGUGUGAGUACAAAUAUGUGGUUCAAGUGUUUUAUUUAAUUUAACGUUUCUUAUGUUUUGUGUUCGUGUUUCUCUCUGGUGCUCUUAUUGUAAUAAUUCCAUUUCAUCGCAUUUAACUCUUGUGUUUUUAUGAGUUGUGUCAUAAAAUCUUCAUAUACAUUUAAUCAACUGUAUAAAUAGUUAGUAAAGAUGGAAUAAAUAUUUUUGUACAUAUCACAAUUUGGGAAGUAAAUGAUUGUUACCAAGUGUUAAAUAAUAGGUGUAUAUUUAUAUUUAGAUGUAAUUUCGCUGUGCCUUAAGCGUUUCAAUUUCUUAUAAGUAAUAUUAAUAAUGAUAGAUGGUGAUCUUUGUAAUAAAUACGAGGUAAAUUUUAUAAAUCUUUACUCUGCUGUAAAAAGACCAAGUUCCGAUGCGUUUAUGUUUUAAUAUUCUAUAUUAUUAUUAUUUGUUUUAACAUUUUUUAAUUAAAUGAUUCUUCGAGUUUUUAAUAACCAAGUGUUAUAAUUAAUUCGAUUGUAUUUAAAAUUAUUUAACUAGAUAUUUAUAUUGUCAAGGCAUGAAAUACCAAAUUAUGUGAAUUGGAAGGAAAAUAAAUGUUUAAAACAUA
This is a messenger RNA of Colias croceus (clouded yellow), 3097 nucleotides long. RefSeq names its product inactive angiotensin-converting enzyme-related protein-like. The transcript is spliced from 13 exons. The record is from RefSeq and is a predicted model, not a curated record. Gene Ontology annotation, molecular function: peptidyl-dipeptidase activity; metallopeptidase activity. Lineage: Eukaryota; Metazoa; Arthropoda; Insecta; Lepidoptera; Pieridae. Gene Ontology annotation, cellular component: plasma membrane. The coding region runs from base 250 to 2412 and encodes 720 amino acids. Gene Ontology annotation, biological process: proteolysis.